Molecule: messenger RNA, 2680 nt
Organism: Drosophila takahashii
Lineage: Eukaryota; Metazoa; Arthropoda; Insecta; Diptera; Drosophilidae
Gene: Spg7
Product: SPG7 matrix AAA peptidase subunit, paraplegin
Biological process (GO): mitochondrial protein processing
Cellular component (GO): membrane; m-AAA complex
Molecular function (GO): ATP hydrolysis activity; ATP binding; zinc ion binding
Source: RefSeq, a predicted model, not a curated record
GUUUCCGGAUUCUGGGCGCAUGCAGCCUACUAUUUGCGGCAAACCAAAUUUCGUGUGUUUUUAUUUAAGUUAAAUCAUCAUUUUUCGGGGCUGGCCAAAAGCGAGGCGCAGAAAUUGGUAGCGAAAGCCAAGCCGUCGGGCCGUAGUUCAGUAUUACCAGGAGAUAUCGACUCCAUACUCAAUUGGCAGCUGUCAAGGAAGUAGAAUUACGUAGGAGUUACGUAGUCGCCCGAAGUUCGGGAUUCGAAAGGAAAUGAUGUUGAAGGGCCUGCGGCAUGUGCGGAACAUGCUGCAGCGCGGUGGCUCCCAGUUGGCCCAGAUCCGCGGCGCCACGGGGCUCCAGGCCCCGCGAACUGGCCGGGAGCUCUCGCUCCUCCAGCUCAGCCGGCAGCAGGUGAGGCAGCUGCAGGCGGAGUACAAGGCGAUUGUGGGCCUGAUAGCCCGCUCGCUGCAACUGACGCCCCAGGAGGUCCGACUGAUGCACCUGCGCAGCCUGAGCACCGCAGGAAAACCUCCUCCCGCGGAGGGCAAGGCGGAAAAGUCCCCAAAGGACGCAGCCAAGACUGACGAAGGUUCCCCCAAGGAGAAGCCACAGGAGAGCAGCAAAGACGAGGCCUCCAGUAGUCCCAAUCCCAGUCCCAGCAGCUCUGCCGGCGAACCCGGCGAGGAUCCCAACAAGAACAGCAACGAGAACGACGAGAAGAUGCGCUCCGUGCUGACCAAGGCGGUCCUCUGGCUCUUCACCAUCUACAUGUUCGUGGCCUUCUUCUCCCUGCUGAUUACCCCGCGUUCCGAGCGACCAGAGGGCUCCACGCGCUACGUGUCCUGGAACGAGUUCGUGCACCACAUGCUGGCCGUGGGCGAGGUCAAGGAGCUGAUCAUUCGGCCCGACAUGGAGAUGGUCACCAUCAUUCUGCACGAGGGCGCCGUCAUCAAGGGCCGCAAGGUCUCGUCCAGCAUCUUCCACAUGGCGGUGGCCGAUGCCACCCGGUUCGAGGAGAAGUUGCGCGAGGUGGAGAAGCGGCUGGGCAUCAAGGACGGCGUGCCGGUGACCUACGACCGCCAGACGGACACCACCGGGCGCAUCCUCAUGCUGCUGCUCGUCUGCGCCCUGCUCGUCUCCAUUGCCACGCGCAUGAAGAGCAUGAAGAGCCCGCUCAGCAUGGAUUCCUUUAACCAAAUGGGCCGGGCCAAGUUCACGCUGGUCGAUCCCUUCGACGGCGGCCGCGGCGUGCUCUUCCGCGACGUCGCCGGGCUCAGCGAGGCCAAGCAGGAGGUGAAGGAGUUCGUCGACUACCUCAAGUCGCCGGAGAAGUACCAGCGCCUGGGCGCCAAGGUGCCGCGCGGCGCCCUGCUCCUCGGACCGCCGGGCUGCGGCAAGACGCUGCUGGCCAAGGCGGUGGCCACCGAGGCCCAGGUGCCGUUCCUCAGCAUGAACGGCUCCGAGUUCAUCGAGAUGAUCGGCGGCCUGGGGGCGGCGCGAGUGCGCGAUCUGUUCAAGGAGGGCAAGAAGCGGGCGCCGUGCAUCAUCUACAUCGACGAGAUAGACGCCAUCGGGCGGCAGCGCUCGGGCACGGAGAGCAUGGGCCAGGGCAGCUCGGGCGAGUCCGAGCAGACGCUCAACCAGCUGCUGGUCGAGAUGGACGGCAUGGCCACCAAGGAGGGCGUGCUCAUGCUGGCCAGCACGAAUCGGGCGGAUAUUCUAGAUAAGGCCCUUUUGCGCCCCGGUCGCUUUGAUCGCCACAUCCUCAUCGAUCUGCCCACGCUGGCGGAACGCAAGGAGAUAUUCGAGAAGCACCUGUCCUCGGUGAAGCUGGAGUCGCCGCCCGCCACCUUCUCGCAGCGCCUGGCCCGCCUGACGCCGGGCUUCUCGGGCGCGGACAUCGCCAACGUUUGCAACGAGGCUGCCCUGCAUGCGGCGCGCAACACCCAAAAGGAGGUCAGCAGCAAGAACCUGGAGUACGCGGUGGAGCGGCUAGUGGGCGGCACCGAGAAGCGCUCGCACGCCUUGUCGCUGGCCGAGCGCAAGGUGAUCGCCUACCACGAAUCCGGACAUGCUUUGGUGGGCUGGAUGCUGCCCAACUCGGACAUCCUGCUCAAGGUGACCAUUGUGCCGCGCACCAGCUUGGCCUUGGGCUUCGCCCAGUACACGCCGAGCGAACAGCACCUGUACAGCAAGGAGGAGCUGUUCGACAAGAUGUGCAUGGCGCUGGGCGGCCGGGCGGCCGAGAAUCUGGUCUUCAAUCGCAUCACGACGGGCGCCCAGAACGACCUGGAGAAGGUGACCAAGAUCGCGUACUCGCAGAUCAAGAAGUUCGGCAUGAACGCGACCCUGGGACCCAUCUAUGUCCGCGAUGCCGACGAGACGGAGGGCGGCGGCGCGAUGGGCAGCGGCGGCAAGAAGCCCUUCUCGCGGGCCAUGGAGAGCCUGAUCGACAACGAGGCGCGCCACGUGGUGGCCAGCGCCUACCAGACCACCGAGGGGAUACUCGCCACGCACCGCGACAAGCUGGAGAAGCUGGCUGAGGCGCUGCUCGAGAAGGAAACGCUGGACUACGACCAGGUGGUGGAGCUGAUUGGUCCGCCGCCUUACGACCUGGGGAAGCGGCAAGUGGACGGCGUGGAGUUUGAGCAGUCACUGAAGAACCUGGGCAGCGACACGGACGCCACGAAAGCCUGA